CCGGUUCACACUCCUAAGGACAGCCCAGCCGGGACCCCUACCCCAACGCCACCCCCCAGCCCUUCCAUCGGAGGCAUGCCUUGGAGGACGCGCCUCAACUCCAUCAAAAACAGCUUCCUUGGCUCUCCACGCUUCCACCGCAGGAAACUCCAAGUUCCCACACAAGAGGAGAUGUCCAGCCUCACACCAGAGUCUUCCCCAGAACUUGCCAAAAAAUCCUGGUUUGGUAACUUCAUCAACCUGGAAAAAGAGGAGCAGAUCUUCAUUGUCAUCAGAGACAAGCCUCUUAGCUCCAUCAAGGCAGACAUUGUGCAAGCCUUUCUCUCGAUCCCGAGCCUGAGCCACAGUGUGAUCUCUCAAACCAGUUUCCGUGCAGAGUACAAGUCCACAGCCGGCCCUACAGUCUUCCAGAAGCCGGUCAAAUUCCAGGUGGAUAUCACCUACACGGAGAGCACAGCUGCCACCAAGGAGAAUGGCAUCUACUCUGUCACCUUCACCCUGCUCUCAGGACCCAGCCGGCGCUUUAAGCGAGUAGUUGAGACGAUUCAGAGCCAGUUGUUAAGCACACAUGACCAGCCAGGGGUCCAACAGCUGUCUGGUGAGUAGAAUCCUCUUGUUUUUGAAAAGAAAAUAUUUUUCAAAAUCUUACCCAAAACCUCUUCACCCCCCACCCUAAACCG
Plectropomus leopardus (leopard coralgrouper) is the source of this 680-nucleotide messenger RNA. The record is from RefSeq and is a predicted model, not a curated record. Lineage: Eukaryota; Metazoa; Chordata; Actinopteri; Perciformes; Serranidae.